Molecule: messenger RNA, 2981 nt
Organism: Gastrolobium bilobum
Lineage: Eukaryota; Viridiplantae; Streptophyta; Magnoliopsida; Fabales; Fabaceae
Exons: 10
Coding region: 136-2679 (847 amino acids)
Molecular function (GO): protein binding
Source: RefSeq, a predicted model, not a curated record
GAAGGGGUUUUCGCUUUCUGGGUGCAGAGAGAGAGAGAGAGAGAGAGAGAGGUUUCUUCUUUUUCGUUUUUGGCGCGGCGGAACCCUAGUGCGGUGGUGAGCGAGCCCUGUGGGGCGUGGGAACUGAGAGAGAGGAUGAGUGGGAAGGGCGGUGGUGGCCACAACAAUGACGGCGUUAAGGGGUUAUCGGGGACGAUUCCGGCGUCGUCGAGGAAUAUGGUGCAGAGUUUGAAGGAGAUUGUGAGCAAUUUCCCUGAAAACGAGAUCUAUGCUAUGCUCAAAGACUGUAACAUGGACCCCAACGAAGCUGUCAGUCGCCUUCUCUUCCAAGAUCCUUUUCAUGAGGUGAAGAGCAAGCGAGAAAAGAAAAAAGAGAUUAAGGACCCAACAGAUUUCAGGUCUCGUGCGAGUGGGACAAAUAACUCAUCUAGUCGUGGUGGUGGUGGUGGUGGUUGGGCUGGCACAGACCGUCACGGUGGACGUGGGGGCACCAACCAAUUCAGCAGUAGUGAUUUUGGUCUGCAGGGAAAACCUGUAUACAAGAAGGAAAAUGGAGCAUCUGCUUAUGGAGGUUCUACAGCUAGUGUGCUGGGAAAUAAUGCGAACAGGCGACCACCAUCCCACAGUGAUUCUGCUGCUACUGAAAAUAAAACAUUUGCAUUAGGCAUCGGUGAUGGAUUUUCUUCAUCAUCACAGCAUGAUGGAUUGCAGUCUGCAUGGAUGGGGAAUGUGGGUCAAGUAUCAAUGGCUGACAUUGUCAAGAGGGGUAGGCCACAGGCCAAGUCAUCCAUGCAUAACAUUUCCAUCCACAGUGCUAAUCAUCAGGGUGUUUUGAUGCAUCCAGAAUUAUCAGAUUACAAUUUGCAUUCAUUGCAAGUUCAUGCUUCUGCAGUUUCAGAGACGAAUACUGAUCAAGGUGAUGCUAUUAGCCACAAUGUUCCACAGAAUGAUGAAUGGCCUUGUAUCGAGAACCAACAUGAUGUUAGAGUAUAUGCUGUUGUUGAUGCCCAUGCAAAUUCUGAGUACUAUACGAAUUCGUCAAGCUUCGGUGAAGCUAAUUGGCAGCAGAAUGCUCACUUAGAUGAACAUUUGACUGAAGAUGGUUCUGUUGAGAAUGCAGACGAUGAAGGAUCUGCUUCCAUAUCUAUUAGAAGUACAUCAGACGAUAACACAGGAGCUGAAGAUGGCGUUUCAUCAGUGGCUGCAAACUUAGAGCAGUUAAAUUUACAGAGAGAUAAUCAGGGGACUGAACCAGAGGAGGACAAUCCUUCUGUAGUAAUUCCGAAUCACUUACAACUCCAUACUUCAGAAUGCUUGAAUCUGAGCUUCGGAAGUUUUGGAUCUGGAAACAGUGCUCCACUUCCUGGAUCUGGGCCAUAUGCAUCUAGGCCCUUGAAAAAUAACUUGGAAGAUACAUCUGGAGUGAUGGAUGUUUCAACAAUUGGAUCCUUGGAUGCCAGAUCCUCAGAUGCUAGAAAUCCUGACUAUUAUGGCGAGGAGCAUAUUACUACUACCCAGGAUGGAAAUUUAGUUCGUGGUACCAGUGCGAGUGCUGUGACCUAUGAACAUUCUUCCAUUUCACAACAAGAGGUUUUAAAACCUGAACCCCCUGAAACUGCUCAGGAAAAUCAAUAUUCAUUUCCUUCAUCUUCACAUGGGUUUACUUAUGAAAAUGCCCAACAAUCAGAGGUCACAUUUCCUCAUUCACAGACAAGCUCACAGAUGCAGAACCUUGCUCCCUUCUCUGGUGUAAUGCAGGCAUAUUCAAAUUCUUUGCCCAGUGCUCUGUUGGCUUCGACAGUUCAAACAGCAAGGGAGGCUAUCCCAUACUCACCCUUCCCUGCAACACAAUCAAUGCCUGCAAAAUAUAGCAACAUUGCUCCUUCAAUUGGCGGUCCCACCAUAACCAUGUCAGAGGCUCUCAGAGCUAGCAGCAUUUCUACACCUCAUCCUAAUCCACAAACCAUUCCAGGUGCUAAUGUUGCCACUGGACCUACACUUCCUCACCACCUAGCUGUGCAUCCCUACUCCCAACCUAAUCUUCCUUUGGGACACUAUACUAAUAUGAUUAGCUAUCCAUUCUUGCCUCAGAGUUAUACCUAUAUGCCAUCAGCUUUUCAGCAGACUUUUGCUGGAAAUAGCACAACAUAUCACCAGUCUCUGGCAGCACUGCUUCCACAAUAUAAAAAUAGUGCUUCUGUCAGCAGCUUGCCUCAGUCUGCUGCUGCUAUUCCACCUGGAUAUGGCUUUGGCGGUUCAACAAACAUUCCUGGAGGAAAUUUUCCUCUGAAUCCACCUGCUGCUCCUACUGGGGCAACCAUUGGAUAUGAUGACAUAAUAAGUUCCCAGUUUAAGGACAACAAUCACAUGAUUUCGCUACAGCAGAAUGAGAAUUCUCCCAUGUGGGUUCAUGGGCCUGGCUCUCGAACAAUGUCUGCAGUUCCUCCGAGCACAUAUUACAGCUUGCAGGGACAGAAUCAACAACCAGGUGGAUUUCGGCAAAGGCAGCAGCAGCAGCCUUCACAGCAUUUUGGACCCCUUGGGUACCCUAAUUUCUACCAAUCUCAGACUGGCAUUCCUAUGGAACAUCAACAGCAAAAUUCUAGGGAAGCAUCCCUGGGAGGUUCGCAAAGCCAACAAUCUAAGCAGUCCCAACAAAUAUGGCAAAACAGCUACUAAUCCUAGUCAAGUCCCGGUUUUUCAGGGUCUUGAUGUGAAAGUGGCUAAUCAGAGGCAUUUCCAUUGUCUAAUAACUAAACUUAUCACUGUCUGGUCCGAAGAGACCAUGAGCCCAUUGCCACGAGGUUGUAUUCUACAUAAAUUAUGUUCAUCAUGUUUAACGUAGGUACAAGUGUGCUAAUUUGGUUUACUCAGUACAUUUUUUUUUUUAAUAUUCUCAUAUCGUUAUAGUGGAAAAUCUCUUUGGAUAAUUUUCUCACCUUACACCCCUUGUGCUCAUUUUUAUUUUGUGAUAUACAUUC